GGAGCCCCGCAAACAUGUGGACGUCCCGCUGGGCCGUGCUCUGCUGCCUGCUGUGCCUGGCGGCCUCCUCCUCCGCCACGACCUCUCCUUCUCCGACGACGACUACCACCAGCAGCUGCUCCUGGCAAGACCUACACGAGGAAGAGUUUCAGGAAAUGCCACGCCAGAUCACUGUCAGGGCCAAGGACGGGCAAGACGGCAACAUGGUUGUCACACUGGUUCAGAAGGAUAGUAAGAAAGACAAUAAGAUGACCAUUUUGUCCUCCAGCCCACACACCCUCGACCUGUUCUGUGAGCAGCUCUGUGGCUUCAGUCUGCACCCAGACGAGGAUCACCAGAGCACGUUCUUCUCCAUAAGGCGGGGGGCUCCAAACUUUACAGUGAAGGCACACGGGAACAUGGAGUGGUCAGCUGAAGCCUGCACGGAGACGACCACGCUUCCGACGACGACGACGACGGAUGUGACGUCGACGACGUCUACCGCCAGCAGCUGCUCCUGGCAUGAUCUACACGAGGAAGAGUUUACACCAAUGCCACACCAGCUCGCCGUCAGGGCCAAGGACGGGCGGGGCGGCAACAUGACCGUCACACUGGUUCAGAAGGACAAAACCACCAGCUCCUACACCAUGACCAUCCCGCCCUCCAGCCCACACAUCCUCGACCUGUCCUGCAAGACCGACAUCUCUUGUGCCUUCGAGCUGAGCCUAGACGAGGGUAACACGUACAUGCAGUACCUCGUGAUGUCUGGGCCUGAAAAGUUUAUAGUGGAGGGACACGGGAACAUUGAGUGGUCAGCUGAAGCCUGCACGGAGGUGACCACGCUCCCGACGACAAAGACGACUACCGCCAGCAGCUGCUCCUGGGAAGACCUACACGAGGAAGAGUUCACGGCAAUGCCACACCGGAUCACCGUCAGGGCCAAGCACGGGCAGGGCGGCAACAUGACCGUCACACUGGUCCUGCAGGAUAGCACGGAAGACAAAGAGAUAACCAUUCCGUCCUCCGGCCCGCACACCCUCGACCUGCUCUGUCGCGAAAAUCACUUCAAAUGUGGCUUCAAGCUGCACCCAGACGAGGAUGACCAGAGCAAGAGCUUCCUCUUAAGGGAGGGGGUUCAAAACUUCACAGUGGAGGGAGACGGGAACAUGGAGUGGUCGGAACCCUGCACGGAGACGAGCCUGGAGUCCUCGACGGUGCCACUGACGACCCUGCUCGGAGACAAUCAUGGAGUUCUCGACGGCGGCAUUGACGAUAGUGAUGAGGGGCUCGAGCUGUGGGUGCUGGUCCUGAUCGCUGCCGGGGUGGUGGCCAUUGUGACCGCAAUCUGUGUCCUUAUAUGGUGGAAGGUCUGCAGGGCUAACCGAUACAAGUUAGUAAGAACAGCAUCAGAACGUGAGGCUGCAAGGAUCAGAAGGUCUAUGUCAGGCAGGUCCUGUGAAACUAACCUCACCUAACACCGCUAUCCAUGAAUUUAUUUAUUUUUUUAUGUCUAUCGUAUUGGCACUCACCUCAUGACUGCCAGGACUGUUCCACUCAUCCACUACUCUGUUGGUGAACCAAUUCCUGCCAAUGUCCUUGUAAAAUCUGAAUUUAUACAAUUUAAUUAAACCCAUUGAUACGUGU
Messenger RNA from Eriocheir sinensis (Chinese mitten crab), 1623 nucleotides. RefSeq lists its product as uncharacterized. NCBI's taxonomy places the organism in Eukaryota, Metazoa, Arthropoda, Malacostraca, Decapoda, Varunidae. The record is from RefSeq and is a predicted model, not a curated record.